UCAAAGAUAGCCGGUUAUCCUGAAAAUAUAUCAAGUUAGUGUAAAUUUGUUUUUUCUAUUAAUAUUACUCAAAAAUUUGGCGGAUGAAAAAGCGGCGUGCAUCCGACGGUACCGGUCAAAUGAUACUUUACAUCUCAAGUUUCAGACCUCUCAGAAUCAUGAACUGUAAUGAUCCCUUUCUUCUCUAAUGCUAUGUUGCAACAAUGGCAUUACACUCUCUUGAUUUCCUUGAAGCUAAACAAACAGUGGAAAGACUGCUUUUGAUUGUUAAUACAGUUAAGAAUGCUGCUUGCAUUUUAAAAAUGUCACUUACUCAGCAGCCUGCAUUUGACUCAAGAUUUGAGAAUUUAGAAAAAGAUGCUGUUUUCAUUCGUAAAAGAAAAGCAACUGUUGCAUGUUUUAUAACACGGAUGUUCCUUCUUGGUGCUGAAUAUGCCAUUAUUCUUCCAUCGAUUUGGCUUUAUUUAAAAAAAUUUAAUGUAGAACCAUGGUUUUUAGGAAUCGUUAUUGCAGUAUACCCUUUUGCUGCAAUAAUAUCUCUUCCUGUAGUUGGCUAUUUAUUUGAUAAGUUAAAGCGAAUCAAAGAAAUUAUUCUCAUUUUAAACAGUUUUGAAAUAAUUGGAAAUAUUGUUUAUGCAAUACCUAUUUCAAAAUGGAUGGUAUUUAUGGGUCGUUUUCUUGCAGGUCUAGGUGAUGGCUUUUAUGCUUGCGCAACAUCAGAGGUUGUACAUACUUACCCUGUUUCACAAAGAACUGGUAUAUUUGCCUUGCUAGAAUUAGGAAGAGUUCUUGGUAUUACCUUUGGACCUGCUUUAAAUUUUUUUUUAUCAAAAGUUGAUGUUCAAAUAGGAGGCUGGCGAAUUGAUUCAGGAACAUCUCCAGGGUUAUUCAUGGCUUUGCUUUGGAUUUUAUGUCAAGUUAUAACAAUAUAUUAUACAUCAAACUUAUCAUUACUAAUCGAAGAAAGAGCAAGAUAUUAUCCUAAUAUAAAAUUAGAUACUAGAGGACUUAAUUUUGAUUGCUCAAAAGAGAGCAAACGUAUGAGGGAAACAUCUCUUUGUGAAUCUUUAAAUGAUGAAGAGCCAUUGAUUUCACAGACUAAGCUUUCUUUUAAACUUUAUAAAAGUACAAAUGGAGCUUUAUAUGUUGAUGAUAACCUGACCGAAGAAGAAUCAUGGGCUGAGUCCAACAAUAGUGAUUUCAGCACAUCGCUAAAUUCCUCCAAAAUUUUGCCUCCCAAAUCUGAUUUAUUAAAGUUAUUCCUUACUUUAUGUACUACUGAAAUCUUAUGUAUUUUUUAUGCAGAUCUUGUUCUUUGGUUAGCACAAACAGAGUUUGAAGUUUUACUACCACUUAUUACUCAAGAGAGUUACAACUGGGGUGAAAAUUAUGUUAGCGUUGUCUAUAUGGUGGGUGGCGUUUGGUUAAUGAUUGUUUUCUUUUUGAUAUACAAAUUUGCUGAAAAGUUAAAAAUAAAGGACCAACACUUCAUUCUUAUAUCGUUAAUAUUUACAGUAUUAGCUUUGCUACUCAUGAUGUGUGAACAGAUACCUGAUUCUAAAGAUAUUAAAAAGAGACUUCCAAUAUUCAUCUCUAUAUGUGUUCUUAUAUUUUCAACAAUUCCUUUAAAUUUAGUUGCAGUAAAGUCUUUAGUUUCAAAAUUGACCCCACGUGAAAAGCAAGGAUUAGCACAGGGUGUCUAUUCAUCAAUCGGGCGCGUUGCAUUAAUUUUGGGACCUAUACUUGCAAGUGCAGCUUUUAGUCAUUUAAUUAUUUUUGCUACAGUAAUGAGUGUUCUUUGUAUUAUUGGAUUAGUGUGGUUUGUGCUCAACCUUGGAAAUAUAAGACGCAAAAUAACAUUGAUGGAUUUAAGAAAUUCUUAAAUAUAAUAGAAAAAAUAUAUAGAAUAAUCUAAUAGAUAAAUUCAAAAAAUUA
This is a messenger RNA of Hydra vulgaris (swiftwater hydra), 1935 nucleotides long. RefSeq lists its product as uncharacterized. Gene Ontology annotation, biological process: transmembrane transport. The record is from RefSeq and is a predicted model, not a curated record. Gene Ontology annotation, molecular function: transmembrane transporter activity. Lineage: Eukaryota; Metazoa; Cnidaria; Hydrozoa; Anthoathecata; Hydridae.